AUGAGUGAUUCAUGUGGCAUCUCCCCAGGUAGAGAGUUUUCCAGCAAAAAUGUCAACGAAAACCCGCCUACCGCUGAAGCCCUGAAGGCUGCUGACGCAAUCGAACUCUAUGAUGGGGAGGGCAAGAAACACACAUUCAAAAGCAUUUACAACAGACCAGACCUGCCUCGAAGGGUUCUUGUUGUUUUCGUUCGCCACUUCUUCUGCUGCAAUGCCACACCUGAAAAGCUGAAGAAGCUUGACACAGCUAUUGUGAUCGUGGGGCAUGGCGAUGUCAAGCAAGUUGACAUGUACCGUCUCGAUACGGGUUGGCAGUACCCUAUCUACACAGACCCUUCCGAGAAGCUGUAUAGUACAUUGGGAAUGAUUAAGACGUGGAAAGAAGGGCCGCCGAAUAACUAUAUGCCCUGGACAACCACCUGGGCCGUAUAUUGGUCCAUGAAGACUGGAAUUUGGAGGUUCAUGCAGGGAUAUCCUCUAUUCUCGUCUGGAGCACCCAACUUGCAGGGUGGGGAGUUUUUAUUCGAGGGAGAGGGAGACGAUAAGAAAGUGACGUGGUGCCAUCGAAUGAGGCAUUCAAGAGAUCAUGCAGAUACUGGUGAGAUUACCGAGGUGUUGGGACUGGACAAGGUCUGA
Messenger RNA from Fusarium graminearum PH-1, 636 nucleotides. RefSeq lists its product as uncharacterized. The transcript has 2 exons. Lineage: Eukaryota; Fungi; Ascomycota; Sordariomycetes; Hypocreales; Nectriaceae. The record is from RefSeq and is a predicted model, not a curated record. The coding region runs from base 1 to 636 and encodes 211 amino acids.